UCAAUACAAGCUUAGUUUUUCUCUCUAGCAUUCUCUUCUCAUUUUUCCUUCCUCGUUUAUGCAAGCUUGCUUGCCGGCUUAAAGCCAUUGUGUGGGUGUUGAGUGCUUGUUGGGCGAGUGCUGAAGCACUAAGGCUGACUUGGGUUCUAAGUGCCGAGAUAAGGGUUGAGCCCAAAGCCGCACGGAAGGUGGUCUUAAGUAUCGCCCCGUGACACAUUAACUUUCUUACAAACUCUAAAGUUAGUAUUGAACCUCAAAAUAAAAACAACAAAAUAGAGUUAAGAAUCAAGGCAUUGAAACCAAUGAUAAUUCUCAGUGAGUCAUGAAUAUGGGUCCUCUUUUUUCUCAGACAUUUAUAGCUCCUUUUUAAUUUUUUCCAAAGUUAUAUUUUCACAAUUUAAUACAACAGUGAACUCUACCAAUUAUUGUAACUUCAAUUUCCUGACACCUGGUUUCAUUCCUUCAUCUUUUUCCUUUUGUUUUUUACGAAUUUAAUUAGAAUCUUGGUGUUUCUUGGAUACAUGUGCGAGGGCCCUUAUUGCAUACAAUUUGUGGAGUUUGCUCUGCUGUUAACAGUUUAGGAGGAUAAUCAAAUACAGUGUAGAAGUUUAAAGAAAAAGGGUGAGAUAUGGAUUUAGACUCUGAGGAUUCCGCUUUGGGUUUGUCUCAGGUGGAGGAUAAGGGACAGAAGAAUGGAGGACUCUCCGUGGACUCGAAGCAUGGUGGAUUGAGAAAUGUGAGAGUCAAGUCACUGAAUAAGUUUAAGAACUCCAGGGGCUUGCAAUUGGAGUCACCACCUUCAUGGUCAAUGAAGAGACCUGCUAUGGCUAAAGGAAAUGCGAGAAUAUCAUGCUCGGUUGAUGGCUGCAAAUCUGAUCUUGGAAAGUACAGGGAAUACUACAGGCGCCAUAGGGUCUGUGAGCACCACUCCAAGGACCCCGUUGUCAUCAUUAGGGGUGAAGAGCAAAGGUUCUGUCAGCAAUGUAGCAGGUUUCAUGCUCUUGGGGAGUUUGAUGAGGAGAAAAGGAGCUGCAGGAAACGUCUUGAUGGGCACAACAGGCGCCGAAGAAAAUCUCGGCCGGAAUCUUUGUUCACCAGCCCUGAAUCAAAUUUAGGUAGCACAAUCUUGCAAUUCUGCGAUGUAACCCCUGCAACGGUUCAUGAUAGUUAUGAGCAAUUGUAUCUUGUUGGUAGACUGAGGCCUCCAAAUCCCUUGGCUUGCAUCAAACGUGUAGAAAACAGAGAGUUCGCUGUCCUGUUGACAAAUGACCAUGAAAGGAUCAACCAAGUAAUCCCUGAGGUUUCUGAUGGUCGACGGUUUGCCAAUGUCAUUGCUUCAUCAGAGGGUGGCAGAGGUAGGCAAAAGAUGCAAGCCAAUGGAAUAAUCCGAUCCAUCGAUUCCUGUUGUGCUCUCUCUCUUCUGUCACCACUUGUGCCUCUGCACUCAAAUGUCAUCCAUUCAAUAGCACAGAACUCUAGCUCUCACGGAGGUAUGGGUCAGCCUUUUAGCUCAACUCUGAUCCCUGAGAGGAACCAGACCUUGCAGUGGCAACACGAUCCAUCAAGCUUGGCCCAAUCGCUUGCUCCUGAACUGCAAUGUUCUAUGCCAACGUGGUCAGGCUCUCCCCCAACAUCUGACCAAUUCCUUCCCUUUCAUCGCCUUGAGAUAUCUUUGUAUUGCGAUAACAAUGUCCUCUUUGAGCCCUAAUAUUUAGAUCAGACUGUGUAAUA
This is a messenger RNA of Theobroma umbraticum, 1731 nucleotides long. RefSeq names its product teosinte glume architecture 1-like. The record is from RefSeq and is a predicted model, not a curated record. Gene Ontology annotation, cellular component: nucleus. Lineage: Eukaryota; Viridiplantae; Streptophyta; Magnoliopsida; Malvales; Malvaceae. Gene Ontology annotation, molecular function: DNA binding.